This is a messenger RNA of Letharia columbiana, 1368 nucleotides long. RefSeq lists its product as uncharacterized. The coding region runs from base 1 to 1368 and encodes 455 amino acids. The transcript has a single exon. Gene Ontology annotation, molecular function: GTPase activator activity; small GTPase binding. Gene Ontology annotation, biological process: activation of GTPase activity; nucleocytoplasmic transport. The record is from RefSeq and is a predicted model, not a curated record. Gene Ontology annotation, cellular component: nucleus; perinuclear region of cytoplasm; cytosol. NCBI's taxonomy places the organism in Eukaryota, Fungi, Ascomycota, Lecanoromycetes, Lecanorales, Parmeliaceae.
AUGCGUCGAACUCGCACAAGACUAGAACCAGAAGACGAAAAACGCCAGAAGCCUUUCGUAUCACCGCAACAUAGACUGCUACUCUUUGAUACAAUGUCAUCUUCCAACAACAUCUUCUCCCUCUCGGGCCAGUCCCUUAAGCUCGACACUGCCGAGCACAUCGAGCCCCACCUCAAACCCUUGAUCGCCUCGAAUACAGUCACAGAAAUCCACCUUGGUGGCAACACACUCGGCGCUCCAGCCUGCGAGACUCUCGCCUCAGUGCUCAAAACGAAGAUAACACUCCAAAAAGCCAAGCUAGACGACAUAUUCACAUCGCGCCUGCUCUCUGAAAUCCCCCCAGCGCUCUCGUCCCUCCUCACGGCCCUCCUUGAGUUGCCGAACCUACAUACCGUCGAUCUUUCUGAUAAUGCUUUCGGCCUGAACACGGUGGAACCACUUGUAAAUUUUCUGUCGAAGCAUGUGCCCCUGCAACAUCUCAUAUUGCAGAACAACGGUCUGGGUCCCAACGCGGGUACCCUGAUCGCCAACGCCUUGACCGCCCUCGCCGAGCGCAAAGAAGAGGCCAGAAAGUCUGGAAAGGCGGUACCAGACUUAGAGACGGUAAUAUGCGGCCGCAAUCGGCUCGAAAGUGGCUCGAUGUCUGCGUGGGCUAAAGCAUACCGAGCGCACCGGAAGGUCAAGAUGGUCAAGAUGGUGCAAAACGGCAUUCGCCAGGAUGGGAUCAGCCUGUUAUUGACAGAAGGAUUGGUAUGGUGCCAAGAGCUUGUAGUACUGGAUUUGCAAGACAAUACUUUUACGAUUACCGGAGCCAGGUCAUUAAGUCAAGUUGUUGCGGGAUGGAAGCAGAUCAGAGAGCUGGGGAUUGGCGACUCCCUAUUAGGCAGCAGAGGUGCCGUUUUGUUCGCUGAGGCCCUAGGGAAGGGAAACAAUGGGCUGCUGGAGGUAUUGAGGUUGCAGUAUAAUGAGAUUGACUCCAAGGGGGUGAACGCCCUGCUAGUCGCGGCGAAUGAUAAGCUGGUGAAGCUGAGGAGGGUGGAGCUGAAUGGAAACAAGUUUUCGGAGGACGAUGAGCCUGUGGAAGGGUUGAGACUGCUGUUGGAGGAGCGGAAGGAGAAGGCAGGCGACGCAGAGGGGGAAUGGGGAUUGGAUGAAUUGAGCGAUCUGGAGGAGGAGAGCGAUGAGGAAGAUGAAGAUGAAGAUGAGGACGACGACGACGAAGCAGAAAGAGAGGAGCAAGAGGAAGCGGAGCACAAGAGGGAAGGUAUCUUGAAGGAUGCGGACCAAGAAGAGGCCCAGAAAGUCAGCCAGAAGAAGGAUGAUGAUGUGGACGCUCUGGCGGAUUCCUUGGGCAAGACCGAGAUCUAG